Messenger RNA from Amborella trichopoda, 1843 nucleotides. Its product is annotated as histone acetyltransferase. NCBI's taxonomy places the organism in Eukaryota, Viridiplantae, Streptophyta, Magnoliopsida, Amborellales, Amborellaceae. The record is from RefSeq and is a predicted model, not a curated record. Gene Ontology annotation, molecular function: transcription coregulator activity. Gene Ontology annotation, biological process: regulation of DNA-templated transcription.
CCCCCUCCCCCCAUUUGUUUAUUACUUCUCUCACUCCCCACUCUCUGCUCCACAGUCUUAUGAACUCUCUACUCUUCUCCUAAUAAACUCUCUUACCUCCUACUGUGACCCUUCCACUCUCUCAAAUCUGAAUCUCUCUCUCUCUCUCUACCUUUCUAUAUCUUUUAAAGGAAGAGAGAGAAGGAUGCCUCGGCCAGGUCCCAGGCCUUACGAGUGCGUGAGGAGGGCGUGGCACAGCGAUAGGCACCAACCCAUGAGAGGUUCUCUCAUCCAAGAAAUUUUCAGGGUUGUGAAUGAGUGUCACAGUUCCUCCACCAGGAAGAACAAGGAGUGGCAGGAGAAGCUCCCCGUCGUUGUUUUGAAAGCAGAGGAAAUCAUGUAUUCCAAAGCCAAUUCUGAGGCUGAGUAUAUGGAUCCUAAGACUCUGUGGGAGAGGAUGAAUGAUGCAGUGAACACCAUGAUUCGGAGGGACGAGAGCACCGAGACGGGGAAUCUUUUGCAGCCGUGUAUCGAAGCUGCCCUUAACUUGGGUUGCACUCCUAGAAGAACCUCACGCAGCCAGCAGCAUUCACAGCGUCAAAUUAAUAGUAGUAGUAAUAAUAAUUCAAGAUGCUAUUUAACAACUACCUCUGGAGCCCCCCGACUACGAGUUUUGGAUAGCACAACCACCAACACCACCACCUCUAUUGUUUCCCCAAUAAUUAUUGUUAGUGGCAAUGAGAAAAAUUAUGAUGCCUCUUUGCUCCCCCUUCACACCAAUCAACCCACCCACAUCAACCACCCACAGCCUCAGCAGCAGUUUUACUCCUCCUCCUCCUCCUCCACCUCCACCUCCUCCUCCUUAAGCACUACCACCCAUUUGGCUCCUGAAUCCUUUUAUGAGCACACUUACGUAAACGCACCCAUCUCUUCUUCUUUGGGAUGCCCCCUCACAACAAUGUAUGAAGAAACUCAUUUGCAUGAGAUGAAUACCUCGACCGCUCCCCCUCUGUUUCCCUUGUAUUUUGGACUUACCCCUCCACCUCAACCUUCACCUCCAAUUUUACAAGCCUUGUAUCCCUUCCAAGAUGCCAACCGUAUUCCAAACACAUCUCAUCAUCAAUCAUCAGAGGCUUUGGAACUAGAAUUACUAAAGUCAUCAACAAGUGACCUACUCAGAUGCAGGGGAAAUGAUGAUGACGUUGAUGACGAGGGAGAUUGUUCCUCUCCUACCAAAGCCAAUCGAGAUGGAGCUUCUUCUGAGAACCCACCAUCAGUUGGAGGAGGUACUAGUGGUGAUUAUUACGACCUUUCACUACGUUUGGGACCGUCUUUAGUAGACAUGGAAGGUGAUGAUAGAGGGCCAGCUGAUGAUUCUCAAGAACGAAGCAAGGACCCCAAUCUUUCAUCGUGCACAUCAGGACUGAGAAUCUUUGACAACUCUCCAUCAUGGCAAAGAGGUGCUGCGAUCCAUUUGUUUCCUCCCGAGGACUCUGCUAAUGAUGCCUUGGAAUCCUGCUCCAGCAGAUGGAACUCAAAAGGAGAUGAUAAUGGGCUACUGAAUUUCAAAGGAAAUGAUGAUGGGCUGCCUCUGGCCUUGGAGGCAAUACUCAACAAUAGGAAGCGUAGGGCACCUGAUUGGUCUAAUUCUCCUUCUGCUAAUUGAAUGUUUUGUCCUUGAAGGGAAAUUGAUGUUGUCUGUUGCUGUUGUAGUAAGUUUUUAUCACGAAUCAGCUAUUUUGUUAUAUUAUUUCUGUUGAUGUCAAUUGAUUGUGCAGCCUUGCAAGAUAAGAAAUGAUCAACGAAAGCCAAGUUUUGUUUUUUAUAUUGUCAUUUCUAACGGCAUUUAAGAUGCAGUAUAUAA